UUUCUCUUUCUUUUUCUUCCCAAAGAUUGAUCUCAGCCACUUCCUAUUGUUCUCGAUCACUUCCUAUUGUUCUCCAUUGUUCUCAAUCACUUCCUAUUUUUUCCUUCAAUUCUUUCCAAAAAAAAAAAAAAAAAAAAAAAAAAAAAAAAAAAAAAAAAAAAAAAAAAAAAAAAACUGAGGCUCUAUUUGGAGGAGCAUUUCUCUCUGCCUUUUCCUCCAGGUUUUGUUUGACGGGAUGGUUUCUCACGAGGUACUAGAGUUCUUCAGCCGAUGGAAUCUUAAUAGUGAACCGCUGAGGAAGUUGAAGACAACUCUAUCAGUUAUCAAUGCAGUCCUCAAUGAAGCAGAAGAGAAGCAGAUAAAAAACCCAGUUGUCAAAUAGUGGGUUAACAAUCUAAAAGAUGCUGCCUAUGAUGCUCAGGACUUGCUGGAUGAGAUUGCUACUGAUGCCUCGCGCUACAAGUUGGAAGCUGAACUGAAGAGUAAGGUACAACUCUUCAACUUGACUUCUCAUAGUUCUUCUUACAAGGGAAUAGAACUUAAGAUAGAAGAGACUCUAGGUAGACUAGAAUAUCUUGCAAAACAAAGAGACCUCCUUGGUCUCGAAGAAGGUGGUGGUUGUGAGAAACCAUCACAAAAAAGGCGGACGACGUCUUUGGUAGAAGAAUCUGCUGUAUACGGUAGAGAUGGAGAUUCGGAGGCCAUAACUGAAUUGUUGCUAGCAGAUGAUGGCAGAGGUGAUAACAUAAGUGUGAUUCCCAUAGUGGGUAUGGGUGGUGUAGGCAAGACCACACUUGCUCAGCUUGUAUACAACAACAAGUUGGUGACGGAGUGUUUUGAUGUUAGAGCAUGGGUUUGUGUUUCACAAGAAUUUGAUGUACUUAGGAUCACUAAAACUAUUCUUGAGGCAGUGACUUCAUCGAUAGGUGAUACUGACGACCUAGAUCUACUCCAAGUUAGGUUGAACAAAAGUCUUGUGGGAAAGAAAUUUCUGAUUGUGUUAGAUGAUAUUUGGAAUGAGAAUUACUUGGAUUGGGAGGUCUUACGAACCCCUUUCAAAUCUGGGGCUUAUGGAAGUAAGGUAAUCUUGACAACACGUAAUGAAACUGUUGCAUCAAUUGCACGCACGGUUCGAACUUAUCAUCUAAAGCCUUUAACGGAUGAAGAUUGUUGGUUAUUAUUUGCAAAACAUGCAUUUGGAAACAGAGAAUCUAUGGCGCAUCCGAACUUGGAACUAAUUGGGAAGGAUAUAGUGAAAAAGUGCAAUGGCUUGCCUUUAGCAGCAAAAACUCUUGGUAGUCUCUUACGGUUGAAGUUGGAUCCUAAGGAAUGGGUUAAGAUAUUGGAGAGCAAUAUAUGGAAUUUCUCAGAUUGUGAAAGCAAUAUUCUCCCAGCUCUCAGGUUGAGUUACCAUUUUUUACCUUCACAUCUAAAGCCAUGCUUUGCAUAUUGUUCAAUAUUUCCUAAAAAUUUCAAAUUUAAAAAGGAGCAAUUAGUGCUCUUAUGGAUGGCAGAAGAUUUUUUGCUGCAUCCUAAAAGAGAGAAUUUGGAAGAAGUAGGUUUUGAGUACUUCAAUGAUCUAGUAUCUAGGUCAUUCUUUUGGCGGUCAAGUGGUAGAAGUCAAUGCUAUGUUAUGCAUGAUCUUUUGAAUGAUUUAGCUCUCUUUGUCUCUGGAGAAUUUUGUUUUAGAAUGCAGGCUGACAAUUCAUAUGGCUUGUCAGGAAAGACUCGUUAUUUUUCAUAUUCUAGAAUGAAUUUUGAUGCCUAUGAGAAAUUUGAAGCCUUUCAUGGAGCCAAGGGUUUGCGAAGCUUUCUACCAUCAAAUGUGUCAGUGCGGGCAGGAUGCUUAAGUACUAAAGUUAUACUCCACUUAUUACCUGAACUGAGAAGCUUAAGGGUACUAUCUCUAUCUCACUACUGGAAUUUGACAGUAUUGCCAGACUCGAUUUGUAAUUUGAAACAGCUAAGAUAUUUGGACAUUUCUCACACUGCAAUCAAAGUAUUACCAGAUUCCGUGUGUACUCUAUACAAUUUGCAAACUUUGCUAUUGUCACGUUGUCGUUCUCUCACUGAGUUGCCUGCCAACAUGGGAUGGCUAAUUAACUUGCGUCAUCUUGAUAUUAGUGGAACAAACUUGAUAGAAAUGCCACUGCUAAUGGGUAGAUUGAAAAGUCUACAAACAUUAACUUCUUUUAUUUUGGGCAAAAAGGGUGGCUCUAGCAUCAAAGAGUUGAGGGAGUUUCAGCAACUUAAGGGAAGCCUUUCUGUUUUGAAGCUGGAAAAUGUUGUUGAUGCUAGAGAUGCUUUAGAGGCCAAUUUGAGGGACAAGUUGCAACUUAAGGAAUUGGUGUUAAAGUGGGGUGGGGAUACAAAUGACUCCAAAAAAGAUAGAGAUGUACUAGACCAAUUGCAACCUCAUGCAAACUUGAGAAAGCUUACCAUUGAAAAUUAUGGUGGCACUAUAUUUUCAGACUGGUUAGGACACGCAUUCUGCAAUAUGGUAUCGGUCCAAAUUCUUAAUUGUAAGUAUUGCCUCUUCUUGCCACCGUUUGGUAAACUUCCCUCUCUGAAGUUCCUCUCUAUUGUGGGAUUAGAUGGAGUAGUGACUAUUGGUACAGAGUUUUAUGGGACUGUUGGUUCUAAAAGCAAGCCGUUUGCAUCGCUACAAACUUUGCGCUUCAAGAACAUGUUGCAAUUGCAGGAAUGGCUUCCUUUCAGAGAAGAUGAUGAAGGUGUAGUAGCUCUCUCAGGUCUUCAACGGCUUUAUAUACAAAAUUGUUGUAACCUAACUAAGGGUCUUCCUGACAGCCUCUCUUCUUUAAAGACACUUGUGAUUGAAAAGUGUCAGCAGCUGGUUGCUUCAGUUCCAUGUGUUCCAGCCAUACAUGAAUUGAAGUUACAGUAUUGCAAUAAGGCACUGUUCAAUGAAUUACCACCUCAAGUGCUAAAGUUCACAAUUAGUGGAUAUGAUGCCUUGGUGUCCUUACCUAUGGGUAACAACCACUGUCUUGAAGAGUUAGAUGUCUCUGAUUGUCCAUCUCUCAGGUUGCUUCCUAGUAUUGGCAAAGCUGACACACUAAAAUCACUUUGUGUCAACAACUGUGGGAAAUUAGUGUUUCCGAUGCACCAAUGCUAUCCAUCCCUUGAGAGUUUGUGCAUAAGAAGCAGUUUCGAUUCCCUUGUGUCCUUUCCAUUAGAAUUAUUUCCAAAGCUGAAUCAUCUUGAUAUCCACAGAUGUCAGAAUCUUCAUUCUUUUUCAUUUUCAAAUCAAGGACCGCUGCUGCAUCCGUUAUGUCUCAGAAGCUUACAAAUCAAUAACUGUUCCAAUUUUGUAUCCUUUCCCGAAGAGGGACUGCCUGCCCCCAACCUGGCUUGGUUCCGUGUUGAUAACUGUAUUAAUUUGAAGGCGCUGCCUGGCCAGAUGCGCACCCUGCUCCCAUCUCUUCAGAUUUUGAGUAUACGUUUUUGUCCAGAACUUGAGUCAUUUCCAGACGGGGGGCUGCCAUCCAGUUUAAAUUCACUUGAAAUCUAUCAUUGUGAAAAACUUAUCACCAGCCGCUUGGGUUGGGGCUUACAAAGACUGCCUUCUUUGAGAAGCUUCUGUAUCAGGGGUAAAUUUGAAAUUUCAGAAUCCUUUCCAGAGAGGGAGCUGCUGCCCUCGUCUCUUACAUCCCUUGAAAUUUGGAAUAAUCCUCUUUUGAAAUCUCUGAAUGGUGAUGAGCUUUAUCUUAUUGCACUAAAAAAAUUGGGGAUUGGCUGCUGCCCAAAUCUUCAUUCCAUGCCAGAAGAGGGUCUGCCAACAUCUCUAUCUUUCCUGAAUGUCAUGAAAUGUCCAUUGCUGAAAAAUCAGUGCCUAAGGGAGAAAGGGGAAGACUGGUCCAAGAUAGCUCACAUACCAGUCAUAAAAAUUGAUGAAAAAGUGAUCUAAAUAUAUCCAACUUCUUCUUAGGAGAAGCAGCGCUAGUGCUUUGUCUGGUCAGUAGAAAGUCGAUGAUUUUUUGUCUUUAAGCUUGAAGCUUCCUGUUCCUUUCACUUCAACGGUCCUCCCUCUUCCUCUCCCUCUCUCUCUCUCUCUCUCUCUCUCUCUCUCUCUCUCUCACAACUGAGAGAAUAGAAAAAUGGAGGGAAGCCGCAAUGAGGAAGAAAUGGAGUAGGUAGUGCUCCCCAAUUUCGAUAUCAUCUACCAGGAAACUAACUCAUAUCCUCUGUACAAUUUUGAAGCCCCAAUGAUGAUUCUUGGGGCAGUGAUAUUAAAAGCUCUGUAUACAAGAAGUCCCGGGUUAAUGUAGGGCCUAAUGAACAAACUUCAUUUAUUUUUCUUAGAAGUGCAGUUGGAAUAUUGCGGAAAGCACUGUUGAAUGGAUGGUCCUUGGGCUGCACAAAGGAUGUGCUUGAGAAGCUUGUGCCUCAUACAAACUUGAAUAAGCUACAGAUCCAUAAUUAUUGUGGCACAAGAUUUCAAGGUUGGUAGGAGAUGAUUCUAUCUGCAAUAUUGUGUCUGUAAGCCUUCAAAAUUGUGAAAGUUUCUGUAUCUUGCUACCCCUUGGGAAACUACCUUCCCUGAAACACUUUUUCAUUGAAGGUUGUGAUGAACUAGUGGCUGUUGGUCCUGAGUUCUAGGGGAACAAUUCUCUUGCGGCUCAGCGGUUUCUAUCACUUGAAAUAUUAAAGUGUAGUUGGAUGUCUGCAUGGGAGGAAUGGUGUUCUAUCAGAGUUGAAGAUGAAUUCAUAGCUUUCCCUCGUCUGCAAGAGCUUCACUUAGAUGUUCUUUUGAAGUACCAAGAUCAGCACAGAGCUUUGUUACAUUAUCAAAUUUCUUAAAGCAGAGUUUCAUGCAAUUCUGCAGGCUUCUAGUUCUCACAAAAUUGAGGCUUUUACAACAUUCCACCUGAUGAUUAUCCCAUAAUUACUUUUUUUGGUGACUACUACGAGCAUUGUAAGCAUUGGAACAAUGGAGAAAAUCUCUAAUAUUGGUGGUGGAAUAGGACUUCUCAUCUUGCUUAGUUUAAUUUACUAGAUGUUUUGUUUUCUGUCCAAUGUAGCAGCAAAAUGAACAGUAUCUGUGGUAAAAUUUUCAUCUUGCACUAUUGGAUUUUUUAAGUUGUAUGUUGUAGUUCACCAUCCAUUUUGUUUGAAAAACGCCAGAGGCUUGUAGUGCUAAUUUUAAUGGUAAUGCUUCUAGUUUGUGUGGCUUUAACU
Quercus lobata is the source of this 5199-nucleotide messenger RNA. RefSeq names its product putative disease resistance protein At3g14460. The transcript is spliced from 4 exons. Bases 770 to 3928 code for a protein of 1052 amino acids. Gene Ontology annotation, molecular function: ADP binding. The record is from RefSeq and is a predicted model, not a curated record. Lineage: Eukaryota; Viridiplantae; Streptophyta; Magnoliopsida; Fagales; Fagaceae.